This is a messenger RNA of Danaus plexippus (monarch butterfly), 977 nucleotides long. Its product is annotated as apolipophorin-3-like. NCBI's taxonomy places the organism in Eukaryota, Metazoa, Arthropoda, Insecta, Lepidoptera, Nymphalidae. Gene Ontology annotation, molecular function: lipid binding. Gene Ontology annotation, cellular component: extracellular region. The transcript has 5 exons. The record is from RefSeq and is a predicted model, not a curated record. Gene Ontology annotation, biological process: lipid transport. Bases 351 to 908 code for a protein of 185 amino acids.
CUCUAUAUGUAUGGAGUCCAGCGCUUAAUGAGGAAGCAGACUUAGUGCAGACUACUGAACGGGGGGCAGCAAUCAGAAGAUUUUAUAUUUUUGACCGUGACAUCAUUGUAUAAGCAUCUACAUCGGCACAGUACGAUAGUGUUCACCGUGUGAAAGGAAUUUUUACCCAGAGGAGCUUUAUCAUUCGCCAUCCCUCUUACAACUGCUCCCCGCAAGCCCGUCUCCUCUCCGCCAUUCCCCACCCCUAGUCGAUCGGUGCCGCUCUUAUAUACUGAGCUGGAGAAUAAUUCUGACAUAGCUUCAUUAGCUCUCGACCUUACAACACCAACGACCACAAAGAGAUAAUCAAUAUGGCCAAAUUCAUCGUAGUAAUCUUCGCUUGCUUGGCUUUAGCCUCAGCUGGACUGGUGCGUCGCGAUGCUCCCAACAUGUUUGAUGAGUGGCAAAAGCACGCCCAAGAGUUCCAGAAGAUUUUCAACGAUCAAUUGAACGCUCUCACCAGCUCCAAGAACACCGAGGAGUUCAACAAAGUGUUGAAGGAGGGUUCAGAGUCUGUACUCUCUCAGAUUUCUGCUUUGUCAGGCAGCCUUCAAUCUGCUCUGAAGGAAGCCAAUGGCAAGGCCAAGGAAGCUCUUGAGCAGGCCCAGGCUAACCUGCAACGUACCGCCGAGGAUCUGCGCAAAUCUCACCCAGAGGUAGAACAGCAAGCCAACGCUCUUAAAGCAAAACUGCAGGACGCCGUUUCCAAGACCGUUUCUGAGACCCAGAAGUUGGUGAAAGAAGUGUCAGCGAACAUCGAACAAACCAACCAGAAGCUGACCCCUAAGAUCAAGGAGGCCUACGACGACUUCGUGAAACAAGCUGAAGAUGUACAGAAGAAGCUGCACGAAGCCGCCAACAAGCAGUAAAUAGUAUCCAAACUGCCUUUAUUAUAUUUCUCUAUGUGAUAUAUCUUCAAUAAAAUAGUUAAUACCUAA